Molecule: messenger RNA, 2733 nt
Organism: Caenorhabditis elegans
Lineage: Eukaryota; Metazoa; Nematoda; Chromadorea; Rhabditida; Rhabditidae
Gene: H12I13.1
Product: Ubiquitin carboxyl-terminal hydrolase
Exons: 8
Coding region: 1-2733 (910 amino acids)
Biological process (GO): ubiquitin-dependent protein catabolic process; protein deubiquitination
Molecular function (GO): cysteine-type deubiquitinase activity; nucleotide binding; ATP binding
Source: RefSeq, marked reviewed
AUGAGUUAUUCGGAAGACACAAUAAUUAUGAGCCGUGACGAUGAUAAUAUCGAUCAUUUGAUGAGCAAACUCGACCUUUUUGGAUCAUUGGAGUUGCAGAAAUAUCUCGACGGACAAACGAACUGUCAACUUGAAAGUUCCAACUUGGAAAAUACCGCCUCACCCAGUGAUGGAGAAGGAGAAGAAAAUUCGAUGGAAUACAGCUACUCUCCUCGGGGUUUAAAUUUAUCUACUGGAAUAGCUAAUAAUGGCUCGAGUUGUUGGCUAAACUGUUUGAUUCAAAUUAUGUUUAACACGCCUGGAGUCGAAUUUUCUUUGCACCAGUUUGCCACCAAGCCUUUCCUUGAGAGAAUGAGAGACACCAAAGACGGCAACAGAAACAAAGUGGCACUCAUGUUUCUUCUCCGUUCGGUAUUCACCGAUUUGAGGUUUUCGGCAGAAAGAGCAAUUAAUAUAACAUCAAUCAUAAAAGUUGUUGACCAACUUUCCCCACAUCCUGUGAGUAAUCAACAACAAGAUGCCAGCGAGAUGCUCCAAAACAUCGUGAUCUGGCUGAAAGACGCGGUGGACGCUGCAGUGGCUUUCCAACGGAUUCAUGUCCGUGAAUGUCAUGAAGACAUCCGUCUGAUGGAACAAAAGCUUAAAAUUAUCAAACUACAAGAAGAUCGUUUUGAUAGAAUAUUCGCAUCGAAUAUGUAUGAGGAGACGUUGGGACUUCGGGUGCACAUCCAAAAGAACAGUCUUCGCGAAUCCUUCGAGAAAUUUUUCUUUGCAAAUGAUGCUUAUUCUGUGGAUGUGGUGAUGGUGCAGAUUGUAAGACUUGCACAGGACGGAAGGAAACUUCACGACAAUUUUCUAUUUCCUGGAAAUUUAGUGACUGAAUCUUCCGCGACGAAAGAGAAGUGCUACUUCAAGCUGACCUCUGUUAUGGUUCAUCGAGGAGAAUGUGCUCAGUCCGGACACUUCUAUUGCUUCACACUCAGGGAUGCAAAGGAUCGACGUUGGGAGAAAAUGGACGACGUCCAUGUAUCGGAUGUCUCUUGGGAAGAAGUGGAGCGGCACUCAUAUGGUACGGGAUCGGAUGACACUUCAUCAGCUGUUUUGAUUGUCUAUACAAAAGUUAAAGAUGCCACGGAUGACUUCACCUACGAUGUUACUCCGAAUGCACAUGUUGUUGAUGUUCCAGGAAUCUCUCUUCCUCCAGCUAGAACAUCCAUCUCGAUGGAAACGCUCUCCGCCAACCCACUGCAUGGUCAUGUUGUUGAUGCUCCUGUAUUCUAUCAUCAACAGAAUCAUUCGAGUAGAACCUCAAUUUCGAUGGAAUCUCUCAACUAUCCGAGUCCUGGUGAUGCUCAUCAAACGGAAGAACAGUUACCUGAAAAUCAACUGACGAAGAAUCGGAAGACUCCGGGAUGUUACCUCAAUCAAUGUAUCAAAUUCCUGCACACCAAAUCAGAAAACGUUGGCAAGCCUUUCGUAAGGACAACAUUCUAUGCAAACUUUAAGAAUGUCGUGUACUAUAAAGGAACAGCAACAACACUUGGCCGAGGUCUUCAGCCCCUUCUUCACGAUGCGAUAAUAUCUUCUGAAUACAAGGAUUUUAGAAAAUGUCAGAUGCUGUUUGUCAUGAGUAUUCAGAUUACUAAUCAGAGUUUUUUGUAUAGACUGGCAAAGAAUUCAUUCAGCAUCACCCUCGAUAGAUUUUAUCGAAUCGAAGUAUGCGAAUAUCAGUCGAAGAAAUUUUCAGGAGUCCAUAAGUGCCCAGGACUUGUGAAGGAAAUAGCAAUAAAGCCGACAUCCGAUCUGCAGACAGGACAAAAUCUGGUAGCACAUCCAAUGAGUAGUAGACGAAAGAUGAUCAGAGAUAACAAAUCAUCCAAUAAAGUUUGUCGAACAUCGCUGAGUGGUGGUGCCAAGAAAAAGAGAAAGGAACGAAAUGCACGGAGCGAAGUAGGAGAUAAAAUUCUUGGAAUCACCGAAACCAAAACUGUGACUUCAUGGAAUGAAUCAGGGAUUGAAUUGCAAAGGAAAAUAGGAUUUGGAGCCUAUGGAUCGGCAUACUCUGUGAAGUACGGUGGGAAAACUGUCGUGAUGAAGCUCAUAGGAAUCCGGGACAACGAGCAACUCCUCUUCAAUGAACUCAUCAUAACACAACAGUUGGGAAAACUCGCGAAAAACAGAGUUUGUCCGAAUUUCCUUGAAUAUUGUGGAUCCCAUGUGAUGACCGACGUGCCUGUUGGGAUGAGAAGAGAUCCAAAAGCGAUACGACACUUGGCAAUAUUGAUGGCUCGUGGAGGAGGAGUUCUGGACAAUUGGAAGUUUAAAGACUACCGUCAAUGUGUCUCAGUAUUCUGCCAGUUGGUUAUGUCGUUAAAAGUGGUCAAGGAUUCAAUAAAUAUGGUGCAUCGGGACAUCCAUUUGUGGAACGUCCUCGUUUCGCGAACAAAAACGACAUGCCUAGAUUAUUCAAUGGAUGGGAAGGUUAAAUUAAAUUCCUACGGAGUUGUGAUGCACUUAAUCGACUUCUCGAAGAGUCUAUAUGGAGGACAAAAUAAGAAAACGAAUGAGGACAUGAAUGAUCUGAAAUAUGUUGCAGUUUUGAUAGUCGACAAUUUGAAAGGGAAAGAAGAAGACAAAGAGAAACUUCGCCAAGCUUUUAUAAAUGUACCAUCAGCCAGAACAUUGGAGGAACUGUGCGAUGAUGAGACACUUUUCAAAGAGAUUCGUAUUUAG